Erinaceus europaeus (western European hedgehog) is the source of this 2856-nucleotide messenger RNA. RefSeq names its product shisa family member 6 (gene SHISA6). Gene Ontology annotation, cellular component: postsynaptic membrane; dendritic spine membrane; postsynaptic density. NCBI's taxonomy places the organism in Eukaryota, Metazoa, Chordata, Mammalia, Eulipotyphla, Erinaceidae. The record is from RefSeq and is a predicted model, not a curated record. Gene Ontology annotation, biological process: regulation of short-term neuronal synaptic plasticity; regulation of AMPA receptor activity. The transcript is spliced from 5 exons. Bases 588 to 2201 code for a protein of 537 amino acids.
GCGCGUCCCCCGGGCUCGCCGGACCAACCCCCUCCCCACCCAGGGGUCGCGGGCUCCGUCCCGGGGAGCCACUCUGCGGCGGGCGGGAGCGCGCUGCGGGGCCGGGCGUUGGAGCGGCUCCCCGGAGGGACGCUCCGUGCGCCUCCGCCGGGCCCCUCCCCGUUCCGCGCCGGGCUCCUCGAGGGCUGCGCGCACCCGCCGGGUGACCGGCUCCCCGUCUUGUCCCGCAGGACCCGCCCGGACGGGACCACGCCGCCGCCGGGAGCCGCGCGCCAGGUCCCGCCUGAGCCGAGCCCAGCCGCACUCGGGGCCGCGGCCGCCGCCGGCGGGGGAUGGGGCAGCCCGGGAGGCGCGCAGAGCCCGCAGGGGGAGCGCGGAGCCGGCGCGCAGCCUGAGCGCCCCAGCCGCCCGCGCCGGCCGGUCCGUGCGCACCGCUCCCCGCCGCCGCCACAGCCGCCGCCGCCUCGAUGGCGACGUCUCCGCGGCUCUGCUGACCGCCCCGAGCCGCCCGCCCGCCCGCCCGCCCUCGGAACCCGGCCGGCGGGGAGCGGCCUGCCCCGGAAGCUUCCCGCCCGCCCGGCCUCGCCAUGGCGCUGCGGUGCCUCCUGCUGCCGCCGCUGCUGCUGCUGCUCUCGCUCGAGUCCCUGGACCUGCUGCCCGGCGCCCUGGGCGCUCGCGGCCGCGCCGCCAACCGGACCCUGAGCGCCGGCGCCUCUGCCGUCGGGGGCCGACGGUCCGGGGGCGCCCUGGCCCGGGGCGGCCGCGAGCUGAACGGCACCGCCCGGGCGCCCGGAGCCCCGGAGGCGGGGAGCCGGCGGGGGCAGCCCGCGGCCGCGGUGGCGGUGGCGGCGGCGGCCAGCUCGACCGUCACCUACGAGACGUGCUGGGGCUACUACGACGUGAGCGGCCAGUACGACAAGGAGUUUGAAUGCAACAACAGCGAGAGCGGCUACCUGUACUGCUGCGGCACCUGCUACUACCGCUUCUGCUGCAAGAAGCGCCACGAGAAGCUGGACCAGCGCCAGUGCACCAACUACCAGAGCCCGGUGUGGGUCCAGACGCCCAGCACCAAGGUGGUGUCGCCGGGGCCGGAGAACAAGUACGACCCAGAGAAGGACAAGACCAACUUCACCGUCUACAUCACCUGCGGGGUGAUCGCCUUCGUCAUCGUGGCCGGCGUCUUCGCCAAGGUCUCCUACGACAAGGCCCACCGCCCCCCUCGGGAGAUGAACAUCCACAGGGCUCUGGCUGACAUCUUAAGACAACAGGGACCAAUCCCCAUAGCACACUGUGAAAGAGAAACUAUCUCGGCUAUCGAUACCUCUCCCAAAGAGAACACGCCUGUCCGAUCUUCUUCCAAAAACCACUACACUCCUGUGCGUACAGCCAAGCAGACUCCAGGACAUCAUGGGAAGGAUGCUUACCGAAGUGGAGGACCUGAUCUCCAUAACUUCAUCUCGUCUGGAUUUGUCACAUUAGGAAGAGGACACACAAAGGAGAAGCCACGAAUGAACAACAUCCUGACAUCAGCCACGGAGCCCUAUGACCUCUCUUUCUCCCGCUCCUUCCAGAACUUGGCCCAUUUACCCCCUUCUUAUGAGUCUGCUAUGAAGACCCACCCCAGCAAGUACUCUUCCCUGAAGAGAUUAACUGACAAGGAUGCCGAUGAGUACUACAUGAGGAGAAGGCACCUGCCAGACCUUGCUGCCCGAGGAACCCUCCCCCUCAACGUUAUCCAGAUGUCCCAGCAGAAGCCGUUGCCAAGAGAGCGACCCCGCCGCCCCAUCCGGGCCAUGUCCCAGGACAGGGUCCUGUCCCCGGAGCGGUGCCUGCCGGAUGAAUUCGGCCUGCCCUAUGACCGCAUCCUGUCAGACGAACAGCUGCUCUCCACAGAGCGCCUGCACUCCCAGGACCCGCUGCUGUCCCCAGAGCGGACGGCCUUCCCCGAGCAGUCCCUGUCGCGGGCCAUCUCGCACACGGACGUCUUUGUGUCCACGCCCGUGUUGGACCGCUACCGCAUGACCAAGAUGCACUCCCAUCCCAGUGCCUCCAAUAACUCCUAUGCCACCCUGGGCCAGAGCCAGACAGCAGCCAAGCGCCAGGCCUUCGCCUCUCGCAGACACAACACAGUGGAGCAGCUGCACUAUAUCCCGGGCCACCACACCUGCUACACAGCUAGCAAGACCGAAGUGACCGUCUGACCAACCAGGCAGGGCCAGGCCUCAAGGCGAGGCGGGGCAGGGCAGGGCAGGGCAGGGCAGGGCAGGGGUCGGGAUGGGUGUGGAACAGAGCUUCUGGCUCUCUGUGUCUCCCUUCCCUGUCUCCACCAUAGGAGGACAGGGAAGGGCCGCCUAUGCCGGGGAAAGCCAUACUCCCAGGGACCCAGCCCAGCGUCCUGGCAAAGCAUGCUCAGACCUGGGGUGUAGAGCAAGAGUUAUCACUCUUCCAGAAGAGUCAGUGGGUGUAAGGAGAGGGUUAAGGCCCUAGUCUCUGCCCACCCUAUCACCUAUCACCAACUCCCCCUCAAUUUCAUGUCUCCCCUUCCCCCCCUCUUGGGGACUCAGUGCCAGGUUCUGUCAGCCAAGAGACCCUGGCCUGACCCUGGGUCGAAGCUGCCUGGGUUUGAAUUGGCCAGCAGGUGCAGUCCACAGGCUGACCAGAUAGGCUACUCGGUCUCAUUCAUUUACCUAGAACAGCAUCACGGAAAUCUUCUAGUGCCUAAAAACUGACUGCUCACUCUCUCAGAGCCAGGGAGCUGCUGUGUCCAUAAGCACAAUAAUGAUUAUCUUCUAGAACUCUGAUCCCCACUGAGUGGCCCUUCCUUUGCUGGCCCUGCACCCCUCCCCAUUCCUUCUU